GAGUCACUCUCAUUCAUGGAUACAUGCAUUAUGUAAAAAUAAAAAUAAUAAUAGUUUGUCGCCUGCAGCAGAGCACACUAACACCACGCACCGACUCCUAACACACAAUUCAGUGUCAGCGGGGAUAUGGUUCUUAUUGUUGAUAUCAUUUGAACCAAAACAAAAUUAACAUCUACACACACGCAUACACGCAGAAGCAGUAGAGAAAGAGAGGGGCACUUCCGUCCAGCUGCGGAACGUUGCCACCGCCGUUUAGUCAUCAUCAUCAUCAUCGUCGCCAUCAUCAUAGGAGUGGCAUCAUCGUCACUACCGGAAUGCUUGCUAUUUCAGGUUUGCGGUGAUCGCCAGCUAGAAAAGGCUUACCGGAAGCGGUUCUGCCGCUUCACCAGACUGGUUAGCGUCGUCCGGUCCGGUAUUAAUUGGUGGAAUUUAAUGAAAUUCAAAAAGGUGUAAUAGGAUGUUCCGUUACAGUAGAAUUUCAAUGCCACACGUAAAUGAAGUCGUUCAAUGAAAUUCAAUGAAACAAGCACCGCUCUGGCGGAGGGCCUCACAGUGCAUAACGUAUGUUCUUCGUUACUGUACAAGUUAAUAAUAUACAAACGUUUGCUCUUUUGGGUCGUGGCAGGCCAGAUUUGUGCUCUGAACUGAACGAUUGGAAAGAAUGGAACAAUUGAAAUAUCCAUCGAUCAAAGUGUGCACGGUGGUUGUAAAUAUCGCUUCAUUUAUUCGAAACGCCAGCUAGCGGUAAAGAUCGUAAAGAAAGUGAAUCGGAUCGAAUCUCUCCUGCUUUGGUUUCAUUCACUGCACGCUCCAGUGAGUGCGAGUGUAGUAGCUGCUGCUGCGUAAAGGAAACCCACCGCGCCUUCCACGAAGGUUUCUUCCACAACACCGAAGAUUGGCGGUGCCGGGAAAAGUGGAUCCCAUUUCCUACGACGUUUUCUUUUAAGGUUUUUCGGACGAAAAAUGCAUUCGUUAGAGAUGGUAUGGCUCGAAACAAUUCGAAAGUGCAUUAGUAUCUCUUACCAUACCAUCAGUCGCAAAGGGCAAACCUAACAUUUCUCAGCGAAUUAUGACGUCAUUUGAAGCGAUUUUGUUGAAUUUUCAAUAGCUGCACGCGUUGUGCGUGGUGGAGAUGCUGUCGAUAAAGGGUUAAUUUGAGUGCGAUUGCGUCCGAAAGGCAUGGUUAUUUGAUAUCGAAAUACACCAAGAAAUGGUUACACCUGUUAUGUCGAGGUGCCUGUGUGCGUAUGGUUUCGUUACCUACUAUAGUGAAUAUUACUGCACGGAACCAUUUGUAAAGCAAAGCAUUUUUGACUGUAAAACAUGUCGCUAACGGAUAAGGAAUACUAUAAUCUGACUAUCAGCAUUUCCAAAGCGCUCAGCAAUGUGGAAAUGCCCAUCAAGGUGAAGCACGUCCGUGCGGCUAUCAUUGGUACAUUCCACAGCAAUGGUGCGCAUGCAUUUUGGGCCAUUGCCAUCCGGCAACCGAUACAGGACAAUCGGAUAGUGGCGUGGAAGUUCUGCCAUCUGCUUCACAAGAUACUGCGCGAGGGCCACCCGCUAUGCUGUCAGCAUUCCAUGCGGCACCGGGCCAUGCUGCUGGAGGCCGGAAAGCUGUGGGGCCAUCUGAACGAUGGGUAUGGUAUUUGCAUCAAGCACUACACCAAGCUGCUCGUGACGAAGCUCGAGUUUCACGAUCGCAACCCUCGCGUACCGGGCAGCUUAUCAUUGCGCCAGGGCGAUCUGGAAAAGAUUGGCGAGGGAGACAUCAACAUUUAUUUUCAGCUCGCAGUUGAGAUAUUCGACUAUCUGGAUGAUAUCAUUGCGCUGCAAGGCACAAUAUUCAAUUCCAUCACAACAUUCUGCGUCAGUUCGAUGACUUCGGCGGGCCAGUGCCGUUUGGCACCGUUGAUUCCUUGCAUUCAAGACUCGAACCCACUGUACGAUAUGCUGGUGCGCGUGAUGUUUAAACUGCACGCCAACUUACCCUCAGAUCUGCUGACUGGGCAUCGUCAGCGCUUCAACACACUGUUCCAUCAGCUGAAAUCGUUCUACGGACAGUCGCGCAAUCUGCAGUAUUUUGUUAACCUGAUCACCGUACCAAAGCUCCCGGAGGCGCCACCCAACUUCCAGCAGCAAAGCGAUCUCGGCAACUACCAAACGCCGGUAGUGGUGAUGCCCGACAGUGAACCCAUCGACAAUGAGCCGGAACCGCCAGCGAUCGACAAUCUGAUCGAUACGGCCGAGGCGAUCCCACCGAUACCGGAGCUUCCGCACGCGAACAACCACCAUCAGCUGGCCGCUCCGGCGCCGGUCGUACCGGUGGCACAAGUUAUGGAACUGGAACGGCUGAUUCAGGAGCGGGACAAUAUCAUUCGCCACCUGCAGAUGGAAACGCAAGGAUUGUCCAACCAGCUGAAAGCGGCCACCAGCGAGCAGCGGGACGUGCAGCGUCGACUCGAGGACCAAAUAGCGACACUCAAUGCACAGCUUACGCAUAGCCAAGGCGAACUUACCAAUCUACGGUUUCAGAAGGAAGAGCUGGAACUGCGAGCCCAAACGGCACCUACGCUAGAGCAACGAGCGCAAGCGGAAGAGGAACGUGCAAAAGCCAGUGAGGAAAAGUUUCAAAAACUAAAAACCAUGUACACGCAGAUACGCGAUGAGCACGUGAACCUACUGCGUCAGAUGAAAAUCGAUCAAUACAAAUUAGCAUGCUAUAAAAAGCAUGGCGAAAUUAGCAAGCAACUAGCCUCGUCCACGAAAAUUGCAGCGGAAGCGAGCAAAGCAAAGGAAGAACUCCAAUGCCAGCUGGAAGAGCUCGAGCAAAAGCAAGCCCUGGUACAGAAUGCACUGCAGCAAAGUUCGAACGACGCACGACAGGAGCAGGAAGCCAUUGGCGAACAGCUUCAAAUCAUGACGCAAAAGUGUGAAUCGCUGCAGAGCCGCUAUGAUGAGAUGGAAGCGUCGCGGCAGGCCGAAAUUGCCGAGCUUCGCAUCAACUUCGAGCGGGUAGAGGGCGAACUGCACACAUUCCAGCAAGAACGCGAAGCUCUCUCGAACGAAAAGGGAACGCUAGAGGAACGGUUAGCCGAAAUACAGAGCGAAAAGCAGGAGCUUGAUUUGAAGUACCAGGAAUGCAUGGCAAAGAUGCACGAACUGGAGCUAAAGACUGAUCAUUACGCAAAGGAAGAAAUGUCUUUGCAGCAGAGCGUAAACGAAAAUUCACUUAAAGCGCAGGAACUAUCCGAUCAAAUUGAACAAUUGCGGACGGAAAAUGAUGCACUCAAACAACAAUACAACGAACUGGAAGCAGCCAAAGCGUUGCAAGCGGAAGAGUUCCAGCGAACACACCAGGAGGAACUGCUUCGGUUCGAUUCACUGCAGACGGAAAUGAACGAUAAGCUGGCCACUAUCGCCUCGGAAAAGGAUACCAUAGCGGGCGAAAAAGAACAAACCUGGGAGCAGCUGCUAAUGCUUCAAACGGAAUCCUCCCAAAAGCAGGCUGAUUUUGAAUCGCUGGAAAAGGAUUUGAAAUCAGUUCUCGAGCAAAAGGAUCACGAAUUGGAAGAAUUUAAUGCAAAGUAUCGGGAGCUGGAAGAAAAAUAUCAGAGUCUAGAUGCAAAUAUGGAACGGUUACUUUCCGAAAAGGAAACGAUUGAAUCUGAUCUGCAAGAUUUACUUCACCAACAGGAGCAAACGGAACACAAACUGCAGGCUGCGCUGUUGAAGGUGGAAGCGCUAGAAACGGCGCUCAUUGACUGCAAAAUUAGUGGAGAGACGGCACUGCGCACCCUGCUGGAGGCGUGCAUUAAAUCGUCGGAAAAGCUGACACUGCGCGCUAUCGGUGAAAACGAAAUGCCCGGAGCGGGCGGAACACCCACCUACUUUUUGAUGAUAGCGGAAGAGCUUCAAGAAGUGCUGACCAAGCUGAAGAUGGUCCAUGAGAACUAUCUAAAGGACAAUUCGACGAACGUAGAAUCGCUGGCGCGGAAAGUCAUUAUCGGAGCGCAUCUGCUUGCUUCUGCUCACGUACAGGGCAUGACUGUAUGCAAUCGCUCAGCAAACAUUGAAAGCGGUGAACGUAUCGCAGAAGAGUUGAAGAAACUGGGUCAAUCGAUCACGACCCUCUUCCAGUCACUGCAGAAAACAAGCGAAUCAGGUACAGUAAGUGAUCGUAUAACUGACCUGAAGGCAAAACUGGAAGAGGUAACUACCAUGAUCGUCGACCUGGGCAAGCAAACCGAUGGUACUGAAAAUCUGGGCGACAUGGUGGAGUCCGAGCUGACCACCAUGGACAAAGCGAUCGAAGAAGCUGCAUCACGCAUACAGGAAAUGCUGUCAAAAUCCCGCGCUUCCGAUUCGGGUAUAAAGCUAGAGGUGAACGAGAAGAUUCUUGAUGCCUGCACGAGUCUCAUGCAAGCGAUCAGAGUGCUAGUGCAGAAAUCUCGUUUGCUGCAAACGGAAAUUGUUGCACUCGGCAAAGGAACCGCUUCGGCAAAGGAAUUCUACAAACGAAACCACCAAUGGACAGAGGGACUCAUUUCGGCAGCCAAGAGUGUAGCCCAAGGUGCCAACUUUCUGGUCACGGCGGCAAAUAAAACGGUGGUCGGCGGGGCAAAACAUCAGCUAGAUUUGGUGGUAGCCGCCCAGGAGAUUGCGGCCUGCACGGCACAGCUUGUAGUGGCCAGCCGCGUGAAAGCUCCACGAUCCAGCACCAACCUUACAGCGCUGGGCACCGCCUCCAAGAACGUCACGCAAGCGACCGGGAUUGUUGUUGCCACGGCGAAGGAUUGCAGCCAGCGGUUGGAAGAUUCCCAGGAUCUGGAUCUUGGCACGCUGACGGUACAUCAAGCCAAAACGAAAGAGAUGGAGAUACAGGUAAAGGUGCUUGAGCUAGAGCAGGCACUGCAAAUGGAGCGAAUGCGCCUGGCCUCAUUCCGCAAGAAGAACUACCAACAACCCGUGGAAGAGUAGUAAAUCUAGCAUUUGGCCCCACUCCCAUGUUGGGUACGUUCCUCCAAUACACACGCUUUUUUAAAAGGGUAGUACGGGUCUCAGCGAUCACUUUUUCGAAAUUCACCAAACAUAUACAGAGGUUGAAAAUGACGACUGUAGCUAUGUUUCAAUCCAAUCCCAAAAAAUCAAACGAAAUGCUUGGGUUUAAUUUGCUCUCUAGAUGGAGAUGCAUUUCUACCGAUUGUGUCUUAUUUUGGCAAUCAUUUCAAAUCACUUCAGACUGUAAUAUACAACAAACUGGAGGUGAGAGCUGUUUGUGUUGAAAAAUGUUACACUUAUCAUCCCACGUUAUCAGCCACGUAUAUCACACGUUAGCCAAUGAGAGGGAGGCAUCAUCAUGCAACAUCGACAUUAUGUUAAGAGGGUUUCGUCGCUUCAUUAACCGUUAUUAAUAGGAUAGUGAAUAUAUUAGUAUAGCAUAUUUAACUUUGUUAGAUACCCCCAAAAGCGUAAGAUGCAUCCAGUAACGAAUGAUAAGAAGCUCUGUUAUACUGUAUCUUGUAUUUCAACUUACAACGAAAUUGAUGCAAACAAAUAAACAUGGAUCAAAUAAAA
Molecule: messenger RNA, 5574 nt
Organism: Anopheles merus
Lineage: Eukaryota; Metazoa; Arthropoda; Insecta; Diptera; Culicidae
Gene: Hip1
Product: huntingtin-interacting protein 1
Exons: 14
Coding region: 1324-4977 (1217 amino acids)
Biological process (GO): actin filament organization; clathrin coat assembly; endocytosis
Cellular component (GO): actin cortical patch; clathrin-coated vesicle
Molecular function (GO): clathrin light chain binding; phosphatidylinositol-3,4-bisphosphate binding; clathrin-cargo adaptor activity
Source: RefSeq, a predicted model, not a curated record